Molecule: messenger RNA, 228 nt
Organism: Didymodactylos carnosus
Lineage: Eukaryota; Metazoa; Rotifera; Eurotatoria; Philodinida; Philodinidae
Source: the annotation of a GenBank genome assembly
AUGUCAUACGUAUAUAUUCUUAAGCAACAACGUCUUGCUGUUGGUCUUGAAAAAAUAGAUGAAGCACAAGUUCAAUUGAAAGAUUUAGAUGCACGUUUACAAGUUCAACGUAAAGAAUUUGCAAAACGUUCAGAAGAAUGUCGACAUUUAUUAGAAAAAAUUGCAGAAAAACAAGCAUCUGCAACAGAAAAAGAAACAGAAGCAUUGGAUACAAAAAAAAUCACUUGA